CAAAUAAUUUGAGCAUGUAGUGACAAGGGAUUAGUCGGAGGUUUUAAGAUGGUGGUGUCAUGGUAAAAGACAAGUCAAGUAAAAAGAAAGGGGGUGGCAUCUCGAUCGGGGCACCCACUGGUGCCCCGCAACCUGCUGCUACUGCCGGGUCAGAUGGGGCACUUGAUGAGAGGGUGCAAAACAUGAACCCUGACGAGUUAAAAGUCGAGUUGGAGCGCAUGAUGGACGACAUGAAUCUAGGGGAGGGCAAGAGGGUUCCUAUCAGGAGGUUGGACGAGUUCAUGCUGAAGCAGAUGUUAGCUACUCACUUUCGGCGGAUUGAAGAAGCUAAAAACGUCCCUGAUAGCGAUCUUCCAGAUGGUCCCAAAAGGGGCACACCAGAGUUUUUCAUCCAAGAGCUUCGUAAAGAGGUGCUAGAAGGUGAUUCAAGUUUGAAGACUUUAGAAGCAUUGAGAGUGAGUCUGCAGAGCAACACCAUACCUUGGCUCAAAUCUUUCGGUGCUGAAGGAGGUCUGGGACUGCUCCUUAACUUACUCCAGAAGAGUCAAGACAGAGAAUUUGGUGACGUUACCCACGAAUGUGUAAAAUGCCUCAAAGUCUUCAUGAACAACAAAUACGGGUUGAUGGCUAUGAUGGAUAAUACCAGUGGUAUGGUGCUCCUCACAAAGUGCCUCGACCCACGAAAUACCACGAUGAUGACCGAGGUCGUCAAAAUCCUCGCCGCUAUGAGUAUCGUCAAUGAGAAAGCGCAUCAGACGGUUUUAGAAGCGUUGACCAGUUUCGGGGAACUGAUCCAGCAGCCUAGGUUCCAGGUUCUAAUGGACAAAUUAAAAGGAAAAGACGAACCUCCCCAAUUAACCAACGCAAUUAUUACGUUUGUCAAUGCUCUGACGACAUUCCCCAACGAGGUGGACUUCAGGAUGCACUUGCGGAAUGAGUUCAUGAACUGUGGCUUGAGAGAAGUCCUACCAGAUCUGCAGAAUUUAAACAGAAGUGUGUCUGAUGAUGAGUUAACGUUACAAAUCAGUGUACUUGAAAAUAACAGAGAUGACGACUUCAACGAGCUCACUCAAAAGUUGGGAGACAUACAGGCGGAGUUUGAAGAUCCCCUCGAAGUGUUCCACAUCGUGAUGAACCAAUCGAAAAACACCGAAGUGGAACACACUUUAUUAUCGAUACUUCAACAUUUCCUUUUAAUACGAGACGACCCCGAAGCGAAACCUCAGUAUUUCCGACUGAUAGAAGAUGUUGUCAGUCAAAUAGUUUUACAGAAAGGUGGAGUCGAUCCGGAUUUUAAAUGCAGGCAUUUAGAGGAGGUUGAUGUCGAACGACUUAUAGAUCAACUAAUCGACGAACAAAGGUUGAAAGACCUCGAAAAGAAAAAUCUUGACCUAGAAGAGUCAUUAGCUAUCAGACAACGGGAAUUAGAAGAAUCAGAAGCAAAGCACUCCAAAGCAUUCGUCGAUUAUCAAGCUAAGAUCUCCAAAUUCGAAGAGGAGAAGAAACGUCUCAUGGAAGAGAAAGACAGAGCUGUUGCCGAGGCAGCAGCAGCCCCACGAGCCCCCGGUGCACCGGCAGCCCCAGGUGCCCCAAAGGCGCCUCCUGCCCCACCAGUUCCCGGAGCACCUCCAGCUCCGCCUGCACCCCGUGCUCCCCCCGCACCCGGCGCACCACCCGCACCUCCAGCUCCUCCAGUGCCAGGCGCACCUCCAGCACCCAGAGCACCUCCAGCACCUGGUGCACCACCAGCGCCACCAGCACCUGGAGCCCCUCCAGCACCUAGACCGCCCGGAGCGCCACCUGCUCCUCGAGCACCCGGCGCUCCUCCAGCACCCCGAGCACCUGGAGCUCCUCCCGCACCAGGCGCUCCGCGAGCCCCUGGUGCUCCUCGAGCCCCUGGUGCUCCUCCCGCUCCUGGUGCUCCUCGUGCACCUGCUGGCCGUGCGCCGGCAAGGCGAGGUCCUCAACUUCCGGACGGUGUUAUAAAGAAGAAAACUUACACUGGCGUCUCAACGAAGAAGCUUAAUUGGCAAUCGAUCCCCGUCAAAAACAUUCAGAAAACCACAUUUUGGGCAAAAACCAAGGAAAUGGAAAUGGAGAGCCAAGAUUUGCUCGACAGUUUGGCGCAAGAGUUCGCUGCUAAAACUGCUAAAGAAACUGGUCCAGCAUUGAACGUUGCGAAGAAGAAGGUAAAGGAGUUGAAGGUGAUUGAUCCUAAGGCUUCACAAAACUUUGGUAUUCUUUUGAAUUCCUCCUUGAAGGGCCUUACCUUUGAUGAACUCAGGAUACUUAUCUUAAAAUGUGAUGACAGCUCGCUCAGUCCUUCUGUGAUGGAGUCCUUGCUACGAUUCUUGCCUUCUGGAGAGGACAUGGCGUCCCUCCGGCUUCUAAAGGAUGAAUAUGAGGAGCUCUGUACCGCUGAGCAGUUUGCUUUCAUGUUGAGUAAUAUCCCACGAAUUGAACCACGGUUACAAGCAAUGGUGUUCAAGAAAAAGUUCUUUGAGGAAGCCAAAGAAAUCAAGCCAGAUUUAACGUAUGUGAUAGCUGCAUGCGAGGAACUGAAAACCUCCGAGAAAUUCGGAAAAUGUCUCGAGUUGAUUCUCCUUAUCGGUAACUACAUGAACAGUGGAUCAAGGAACGCCGAGUCGUAUGGUUUUAAGCUCAACUUCCUAACCAAGUUGCAAAACACGAAAGCCCACGACAACAGAUCGAACAUGUUACAUUUCCUGGCUAAUCUUCUGGAGACUCGAUAUCCACAAUGGGUGAACUUCAGAGACGAUUUGAGAAAUCUGGAGAAAGCAAGGCGUGUGAGCGACGAUCAACUGUCCAAGCAGCUCCGAGGAAUGAAGAAGUCCCUGAACAAUUUAAAGAAGGAACUUGAAUUCCAUAAAAACCCUGAAAGCAUCGACGAUCGAUUUGGUACGGAAAUGAACGCCUUCCUGGAGUACGCCAACGAUGAGUACGAGAAACUUGAAGCCACGUACACCAACAUGGGCAAGUGUACGGCCGAAAUCAUCGGAUUCUACGGUGAGGACCCUAAAAAGACAAACGCAGAGGAGUUCUUCAGCGACAUCGUGACUUUCUGCAACGACUUCGAGACGGCUCGAGUAGAAACCGCCAAAAUGAAGGAGGCUAAGAAACGAGAAGAGAAACAAAAGGAGCUAAAGGAGAAAGAGAAAAGGAGGAAGGAACAGAAAGAAAAAGAAAGGAAAGAUUUCAUUAUCGACCAGCAAGGCGAAGGGGAAGGCGUGUUGGAUGAUCUCAUGGACGCCCUUAAAACUGGGCAAGCCUACAACCGCGACAACAGACGCCAAAAACCGCGCCAAAAUCGCGGCAAGUCUGCGCCAGAAAAGCGACCUAAAAGGCCCGAACAGAAUCGCGACAGAUCGUCAGCAGAUCCCUUAGGAGAAGGCGGAAAGAACCGGAACUUAUCAAGGGGGCGAAGUCAGACGGGGAACUCACAGUCACCCAGAAACAAGAGUAACUCGGAUAACCAGGACGCUUUGGAUUCUAUUCUCAACGAUUCCCGUGCCCCGACUACGCGGUCUGGAAGACAGCGGACAAACACGCGGGGUGAAUCCAAAGCUUCUGAGGCGCUUCAGAGGGUCAGAGCUCUUUGAUUCCGUCUAUUUUAGAUGUGAAAAGUCAGGCAGAUACAUUACUGCUUCACAGUUAUCAGCCCGCAACCUCUCUCUCUCACUGGAAUACGCGUAGUAGUAGACCCUAUAUCUCUAUCUCCGUAGUAGUGUACUACUGGGCAAUCAGACGUCACUAGAUACCCCCCACGUCACCUGUCAUAAUCUUCAUUUUGUUUACUUGAAAAAAAAAACAACGACUUUUUGCGAACUUAUGUUACGUAGUAGCUCCGUGAUUUGAAGAUACUUUCUUUAAUCUGAGUACACUUUACUUUAAAUGUAGUAACCGUAGAAAUAAUGGAUAGAUAUGUAGGUUGAUUCGAUGAACUUGAUAUAGCUCUCACCAUUUUAUAUUCCAAUUAAUAUAAGGUUGGACAGUUUCGUGCAGUGAUUUCGUGUGUUUUGGAGAACGUUUUAAACUGUCUCUGCGCCAAUUUAUCCGACCAAUAAAGUGGUAUCUUAACUUUACCUUGCAGGACGUAUUUUUCUUAUAGGUAUCCAGAUUGUUUCCUUUAAACAUUUUACGUCAUAAAACUUACGAUAGUUUAAAUGUUAACGACUAUACUAAUAACAAUAAUAACAUGGACUAUUCAUACAACAUAUACUAGAUUGUUCGAAUGUUGGUGACUAUUAGCAGGCUUAUAUUCAAAGCCCUAUCUUGAGCCAUUAUCGGUGUCAAUGGAUGCGGAGAAUAAUCGCAAUAAGUUUAGUUAUUUUUAUGGAUAUACAAUACAUUAAAUGGAUACUAUGCCGACUUUAGUGUUGGCCAAUUAUGUUCAGGAUUUAGUCGUGCCAAUAAACUAUGUGUAUUUGAGCCAUCCGGUGUUGAUUAUUUUAGGUACAAUUUUUCCGGAUAACUAAUUUGGUUAGAUUAUUUCAUGGGACAGAAAGUUAGAAUCGUUACAAGUGGUAAACUUAAGAUGGGUUAUUGUUAACGUAUAAAUUUGUUAACAUUUAUUAACUUGAAACUAGUUCCGUGGUGGUUGUGGGAUAUUUGGGGCGCGAUUUACUCUCUAAGAUAAUCUUGAAUUUGAUAGAAUUAACGUUUUGAACAGUGUAGGUUAACUUUAUUUAAUACAUUUACUAUGCAGGCAGACAGAAAUUACUCGUUUAAUUUGCGGGAAAAUUGUUACUAACACUGUUGAACUUUAGUGAUGAUUCGGUUCUUGGGUCAGUUCGGUUGGCUCCACGUGUUACACGUUAACUUGUUGGAGCCGCGCAACUGAACCGAAUCUAGAACUACUCUAAAGUUCAACAGCGUUAUGAAAACAAAACGAGCUCUUAAAACAUUUGAAACAUUAAUGUCAAAGUAAGAGGGGUCUCUUGAGUGUCAUUCAUACGUCCGUGCUUUGAAGAAUGAAUUUGUUUGAAUAUAAAGUAGAAAUGAAAUUAUUUGAUUGUUAAAUAUAAAAUGAUUUAAGCGAUCUGUAAAACUCUUGACAUUGCCUUUCAAAUUGUGGAAAAUCGAUUUAUUUUUAGUAUUUCAUUUUUGUCAGUGUAAAUGCAUUUAGUUUUCAAUAUAUAAUGAUAUAUAUAUGUGUUUGGCAUUUGCAAACGUUGGAUCCAUGUCGCGUCCCCUUAAAUAAUAAAUAUAAACUAAAUUUUUAUGAUUUUUAUGUUUCUUAUUGUACUGUAACCACUGAUUUGCAACUCAUCCAUCUUACGAAUCGCACAUUCGAA
Bolinopsis microptera is the source of this 5315-nucleotide messenger RNA. Its product is annotated as protein diaphanous homolog 1-like. Bases 60 to 3620 code for a protein of 1186 amino acids. Gene Ontology annotation, cellular component: actin filament. The record is from RefSeq and is a predicted model, not a curated record. Gene Ontology annotation, biological process: actin cytoskeleton organization; actin filament polymerization. NCBI's taxonomy places the organism in Eukaryota, Metazoa, Ctenophora, Tentaculata, Lobata, Bolinopsidae. The transcript has 32 exons. Gene Ontology annotation, molecular function: small GTPase binding; actin binding.